This is a messenger RNA of Ilex paraguariensis (yerba mate), 618 nucleotides long. The record is from the annotation of a GenBank genome assembly. Lineage: Eukaryota; Viridiplantae; Streptophyta; Magnoliopsida; Aquifoliales; Aquifoliaceae.
AUGUUUCUUCCGCUUUUGUGGGUGUAUAGUGGUGUAAAUGGAGUUUUGCUUUUUUCAGCUACUGAGUUAGCUUUGUUGGAAAUGAGGGCUUUGAGCUUGGCAAAGAAUUUACUGACCAUCCAUCCAGAAGAUGAAGUGCCUGUAAAGAAUGUUACUAUUCGCAGGAUUCCAAGGGUUCCGGAAAAUCUGCCAUUAUAUGACAUCUUGAAUGAGUUUCAGAAAGGUCACAGCCACAUGGCUGUUGUUGUAAGACAGUAUAACAAGAUGGUGGACCAGGCUACAAACAAGAGCUCUGCUGAUAAUCCAGUAAAGGAUGUGAAGGUAGACAUUGAUGGGGAAAAGCCUCCCCUGGAAAAGAGUUUAAAGACCAAAAGGUCGCUCCAGAAAUGGAAGAGCUUUCCCAACAGCGCGAACAACUCUUAUAGGGGGGGUACACCUAGGAGCAAAAAAUGGGCGAAGGACAUGUACUCAGACAUCCUUCAGAUAGAUGGAAACCCACUUCCACAGCCCCCUGAAGAAGAAGAAGCUGUCGGCUUAAUAACGAUGGAAGAUGUCAUUGAAGAGCUUUUACAGGAGGAGAUCUUCGAUGAGACAGAUCACCAUUUUGAGGAUUCAUGA